AACAGCCUCCUCCCACAUUAUCGACCCGCUUCUGUCAUCUGGCCAUCCCUGCGCGCCGAACGCGACCAUGAACUAAUUCGGCCACGACAUCCCGCGCGCGCGGUUAUCCGGACGAGGAAAAUUCUUGUGCUGCUACCUUUUUUGCUUUCGUUUCGGCCCCCGCGCGGAAAUUACCACGACGUUGUUGAUAUUGAACUUGUCGCCGGAGAUGCUUGAUGCAAGGUACCUUCCAAGAUGUUACCAGGACGAUCCGAACAUAAGUGACUGCUUCAUAAGCGCUGCCAAUAGUCUAAACGAGAACGUCAGAAGUGGGAUAUCGGAAAUCGGUUUACGUCCGUUAGACUCGUUCGUCUCCCCCGAUUUUAACUUGACCCUCGAAUCUCCGAUUUCCGAUGUUUACGUCGCUUUUAAACGUUUCACCCUGUACCAAGUGCACAGCUACCGAUUCACCACGGCAGAUGUUCGGCCCAAAGAUGGCGUACUUGAGGGCCAGGUCAUGUUAUCGGAGCUAGGUAUGUCGGCGAAUUUCGAAGCUCAGGGGCACGUGGUUGGUGUGGCACUCAAUGGACUCGGCUACGGCAGAAUUGGUCUCGAGAAUGUCGCAUGCGAUUUUUCUAUCAAAUGGCCCAAGGAAGGGACUUGCAACGAAUUGAAUUUGGAAAUAAGUUGCAAAAUCGAAGAUCUCAAAGUCAGUAAUAUUACUGGAUUACCCGGCGCAGACUCAAUACGUGCCGUUUUGAAUUUGAGCUCCCAAUUGAUCGCAUCUGAAGCUGCACCUGCAUGUUCAAGUAUCUUUCAAGCACUACUGAAGUCGUAUCUUAGACGGUUGUGCAGACAAUACGCGUUUAAUGAUUUGUUUCCUAUGAAUCAAAAUGCUUAGAUUUUGAAUAAUUAUUGUCUCUGUCCUUCGCUAUUUAUACAAAGCUCAAAACGGAACCAACGGAAUUGGCUCGUACGACGUCCUUUCUUAAAUGCUUAACUCUUGAAGAGAAUGUGGGGUUUCAAGAACUCUACAUGUUUCGGAAAGUCUCUAAGCGAGACUUUGAGGCACGCGGAAGCUAUUUCCUGCAGUUAAUGGCUUGCAGAGAUCCAUAAAGCUCUUUAAAAACGAAUCAGCACAUUGAGGGAUUUUAAAUGCUAAGGUCAAUUAAAAACUGUAUGGACUGCCUGUCGAAGACUGUUUGGGCCUUUGAAAACCCUUAAAUGAACACAGACAUCUUUAAUAUUCCUCUAAAUUCGAAC
Messenger RNA from Photinus pyralis (common eastern firefly), 1242 nucleotides. RefSeq lists its product as uncharacterized. NCBI's taxonomy places the organism in Eukaryota, Metazoa, Arthropoda, Insecta, Coleoptera, Lampyridae. The coding region runs from base 209 to 880 and encodes 223 amino acids. The record is from RefSeq and is a predicted model, not a curated record. The transcript is spliced from 4 exons.